UCCUUUGCCCCGUCGCCCACGGAAUUUGCCACCGCCUCCACGGCGACGACGCCGCAGCUCCAGAUCUGAAUCUUUCUCAAGGAAACGAGAUACAAGCAGCCCUGUGAGGACAGCUGUCAGAAACACCUGGCCGCCCGUGAAGGCACCUCCAGUGCGACCUCCCCCAAGGGCAGAGAGUCCAGGCACCGGCGCAAACAAAUCUUCAAGCUCGAAAGUAACUUUGCUAUCGCCUCCACUUCAUCGUCAUCAACGCGGACAGCCAGCAGACCACGUGGAGCUCGACGCUUUGCUUCGAGAUGAUUUGGCGCAGGGAAUGCCGUUCCAUGGCACGACUGCCAGGCCAGACUUACUGGACAAAGAAACUUUGAGUGCAGUGAUCAAGCUGUGCUCCCGGGACGGACCCCGUGCCAGAACUUUCUGGAUUACAGACCCUUUGCUUGAUCAGAGGGAUGGUGUCAGGAUGUUUUGCUUGCUCAGAGGCCGUGCGAACAUGAUCAAGACACCUAACAUUUGCAAGUCAUGGAAACGCACCACUUGGAUGCGGAAGCAUCCGGAGAAUUGGCGUUUGCUGGAGGAGAGAGCUUCGGCAGAGACAGAUCCGUUCUUUCUUGUGAACUUGGCCUUCAAGAGGCGUCACUGUGAAUGA
Messenger RNA from Cladocopium goreaui, 646 nucleotides. The record is from the annotation of a GenBank genome assembly. Lineage: Eukaryota; Dinophyceae; Suessiales; Symbiodiniaceae.